Eurytemora carolleeae is the source of this 2933-nucleotide messenger RNA. RefSeq names its product acetylcholine receptor subunit alpha-like. The record is from RefSeq and is a predicted model, not a curated record. The transcript has 15 exons. Gene Ontology annotation, biological process: signal transduction; regulation of membrane potential; chemical synaptic transmission. Gene Ontology annotation, molecular function: transmembrane signaling receptor activity; acetylcholine-gated monoatomic cation-selective channel activity. Lineage: Eukaryota; Metazoa; Arthropoda; Copepoda; Calanoida; Temoridae. The coding region runs from base 76 to 1695 and encodes 539 amino acids. Gene Ontology annotation, cellular component: synapse; postsynaptic membrane; neuron projection.
AUGGAAAUGAGUUUUACUCCGGAACUGUUCCCUACAGAGAAAAAGAUGAAUAGAUGAAUGGAAGGAUGAAUAGUGAUGAAUCCAGUAAGACGGAUGAGUGAAAGGUUUAGAAUGGUUAGGAUUGAUUUAUGCACAGUUCUUUGCUCUCUUCUCCUGGUUAUCCUGCAAGCACCAGUGGGAAGUGAUGGGAAUCCUGAUGCGAAGCGUCUGUACGAUGACCUACUCAGCGACUAUAACAAGCUGGUCAGACCGGUCAAGAAUGUGACCGAUGCUGUAACAGUUCAAUUUAAGCUCAAACUAUCACAGCUUAUUGAUGUGAAUCUGAGAAACCAGAUAAUGACGACCAACCUGUGGAUUGAACAGCUGUGGCAUGAUUAUAAACUUACCUGGAACCCUGAGGAAUAUGGUGGAGUGGAUAUUCUUCAUGUACCCUCCAGACAUAUCUGGCUUCCAGAUAUUGUACUGUACAACAAUGCGGAUGGAAAUUUUGAAGUAACCCUAGCCACGAAGGCAACUCUGUACGCGAAGGGUCGUGUAGAAUGGAAACCACCAGCUAUCUAUCAUUCAUCUUGUGAGAUGGACGUAGAAUAUUUUCCAUUUGACGAGCAGACUUGUAUCAUGAAGUUUGGUAGCUGGACAUAUGAUGGAUUCCAGGUUGACCUACGUCACAGAGACGAAAUACCUAAUAAGGAUAUUGUUGAUAUAGUGAUAAAAAUUCAAACAUUUAGCCUUAUUCUGUAUUAUGAUAGAAAAACUCUGUUCUACACUGUAAACCUGAUUAUACCUUGCAUGGGGAUAUCCUUCCUUACAGUCCUGGUGUUCUACCUUCCUUCAGAUAGCGGGGAGAAGGUGUCCCUGUCUAUCAGUAUCCUACUCUCCUUAACUGUGUUCUUUCUCCUGCUAGCCGAGAUUAUUCCUCCCACCUCCCUGGUUGUUCCUCUACUAGGCAAAUUUGUACUGUUCACCAUGAUCCUGGAUACGUUCAGUAUAUGUGUGACUGUAGUGGUGCUAAAUAUUCAUUUUCGUUCUCCGCAAACCCAUACAAUGGCGCCUUGGGUCAGGCGUGUUUUCAUUCAUAUACUUCCUCGCUUGCUGGUCAUGCGUCGACCUCAACCACAGUACAAUCAUUUGGUGCAUGAGAAUGGUUAUGGGAAGAAAUGUCAUAUGACAGAAAUACCCCAGAUUAACUACGACUCAAUCAGACGAGAGUUGUUACCAAUACUUCAUGGUGAGGACAAGGAGAGUUUACAAUAUAGUUCACCAAUAAAACGGCACAACGGAAUGAUACUGAAUUCUGGUGGUUGCAAGGUACACGGAGAUAUGAAUUAUGAUGAAUCUCCCAGUCCCUUGCCCUCACUACCCUCACUACCUGCCAGUCCAGAUCUUUACCAGAUCAGAGAAGAAAAUCUUUGCCCGGAGUUACUGCGGGCUGUGGAGGGGGUUAAAUAUAUUGCUGAUGUUACUAGAAGGGACGAGGAAUCUAAUAAGGUGAAGGAGGAUUGGAAGUAUGUAGCAAUGGUGCUGGAUAGGUUAUUCCUCUGGAUUUUUACUAUAGCUGUACUAGUUGGUACUGCAGGCAUAAUUCUCCAAGCUCCAACACUGUAUGAUACUAGACCAGCAAUAGACCAGAAACUGUCUGAAAUAGACAUAAAUCUUAAACCUCCGGCUCAACCUUCAAUAAUUACCACGGACUAAUCAAUAUACAAUAUACAGGGUUUAUGAACUCAAUAAGUACAAAAGUGAUUAAUAUAGUUAUUCCUGGUCAUUUUAUAAAUAGUAAUUUGAAAAUAUCAUUUUAAAUAGAAUAAGAAUGGUUUUGUAUCAAAACAAGAUUUAUUCUAAAUACACUCUUUGGUUUUGUUGUUUUUGAUAUUUACAUGAUCGAUUUCAACAUUUACGGGCCGUCAAUAUAGUUUCAAGUGACAUUGCCUUUUUAUAGUGCCAUGGGAGAUUCACAACGGUACCCUUUAAUAAUAAUCUAUUUAAUUUUGAUUGAUAAAUCUAUACUUUUACUUGGAUUAGAGGAAAUAUGUUAGUGUACAUUGAGAGGAAACCAUUAAUGAAAGACAAAGUACUAAAACCCUGCAAAUAAACAUCCACCUCUGAGCUUAAAAAAACGGUAUCGCUGUGAAUUGUUAUUUGUCCUUUCAUUGUUAUAUUUUAUCAUUUUUUCCAUAAAAAAACUGUUUACAGGUAUUGCAGUCCUUCACAGUAAUUAUGAUGUAUUUCAACAAACCUGGAAUUCUUUAAAAUAAUUUACAUUAAACAUUUUUUUCAGCAUAUAUUCUAAAAUUGGUAAACUCAAAAUAUGGUUAUAAAAUUACAAAAUAGAGUUUAAGGAAUCAUUUUUUGGCUCACAGUAGGCCCAAUACUUUUUGAAUCAAUGGGGAUUCUCCCCCCCCCCCAGCAGGAAUAUGUUUAACUGCUGACGUGUCUGUGUUACACUAUGAUUUAGGCAAUUAAUAAUUUAUUAGUAAAAUGUGAUUUUAAAGAAAUGUGGUUUGAAAUUGUGUAAUAACUUUAUUUAUGACGACAUUUUGAAGGCAGAAUCUGAAGGUUACAUUUAGUCUUCAUAAACGUAAAAUACAUUUACCCUGAGGCCAAAUUUUAAGAAUUUGAGCUGCGUCUCAGUUGGAAUCGGUUCAGAGACGCGGUGUAAAUUCUUAAAAUUCGGCCUCUGAUAAACUAAUAAUAUAAACCCCUUGACAUUUUAUAGGUCUUUACAAUUUUUGUAAUCAGAGGUUGAAGAAUUUGGGUUGAAAAGUUUUUAUUGAAAUUCCAUCAGCAGUUUAUUGUAUGCAAUAUGGAUGCAGUUUUUUGAAAAUUCAAAAGUUUUUGAAAGUUCCAGGUUUCAGAUCUUGUUUGCAUUUGUAGUUAAAUGAAACCAUGUAAAAAUUUGUAAAAUUCUAGCAAAAUAUAGAAAUUUAAUUUUU